AUGAAUACAAUUAUAUACAACCACAUAAUUGUUUUUGUAUUUAAGGUGCGUAUAGCAGCAAAAUUCAUAAUUCAUGCUCCUCCUGGGGAAUUCAAUGAGGUGUUCAAUGAUGUUCGAUUGCUGCUUAAUAAUGACAAUCUUCUCAGGGAAGGAGCAGCCCAUGCAUUUGCACAGUACAACUUGGACCAGUUUACUCCAGUAAAAAUUGACGGUUACGAUGAACAGGUUUUGAUAACAGAACAUGGUGAUUUGGGAAAUGGAAAAUUUUUGGAUCCCAAGAACAAGAUUUCUUUUAAAUUUGAUCACUUAAGAAAGGAGGCUACUGAUCCUAGACCCCACGAGGUUGAAAAUGCCAUAGAAUCCUGGAGAAAUUCAGUUGAAACAGCAAUGAAAGCAUAUGUGAAAGAACACUACCCAAAUGGUGUCUGCACAGUGUAUGGUAAAACAAUUGAUGGACAGCAGACCAUUAUUGCAUGCAUAGAGAGCCAUCAGUUCCAAGCAAAAAAUUUUUGGAAUGGCCGCUGGAGGUCAGAAUGGAAGUUUACAAUCACCCCUUCAACCACUCAAGUGGCUGGCAUCUUGAAAAUUCAGGUUCACUAUUAUGAAGAUGGCAAUGUUCAGCUGGUGAGCCAUAAAGACAUACAAGAUUCUCUAACAGUGUCUAAUGAAGCCCAGACAGCGAAGGAAUUUAUAAAAAUCGUAGAGGCUGCAGAAAAUGAAUAUCAGACUGCUAUCAGUGAGAAUUAUCAGACUAUGUCGGACACUACUUUCAAGGCCUUACGUCGACAAUUGCCAGUUACCCGCACCAAGAUUGACUGGAACAAGAUCCUUAGCUAUAAGAUUGGAAAAGAGAUGCAGAAUGCUUAAAGUGAACGUUGCAUGACUGGAUCAUUUUAGUGUCCUUGUAUACAAAUAAAAAUUAUUACAAAAAGUAUCUGGAACUGUCAAAUCACCCAGUCAGCAUGGGCUUUUGCCAUUGAAAAUCACUGUAAGUAGUUUGGUUAGAGCACAAAGCUUAGCUAAUUGACUUUUUUCCUUUUUCUUUCUUUUCAGAGGGUUGCAACUUCAGUAUAGCUGAGUAUCUUCCUUUAGAGUUUCUGUUGUACCUUUAUUUUUUUAUAAUGAAGAGACCAUGCCUUUAGUUUUCAAUUACACGUUAAGAACAGUUUGAAAAAUAUUUUUGCAUACGAUAACCCUUUCUCUUGCUUUCAUGUGAAAUGGACAACUUCCAAAAUUUGCUGGAUUCCUUGUCAAGAUCAGUAAUGUGCAUUUCUAGGUCAAGGUCAACAUGGAGUUAGCCAUAGGUGCUGUUUUUGAAAUCAUCUAUCCCUUCGUUGUAUGUAAAAUUGGGAAAAGCAUUUUCUAUAUUGUUUAAACCUUUCAGAAUACUUACUUAGCUAGCUCCGUGGUAACUAAAUUUGUUUUUUAAAAGAAAAGGCCAAGGUCUAACGCUGUUUUAAGAUUUUGAAAUUAAAUAAAAGUACUUAUUUCAGAAAUGCAUUUAAUGCUUUGUUCCUGACAAUUACUUAAAUGAGCUCAAACUCCAUCUGCCCUUGAGGUUUUUUUAUCAUAAAGCCACAAAUGUGUUAUAACAAGGCAUAUUGUAAUAUAUAUAAUCCUGUACUCAUUAUUAUGUCUGUCAGUUUUUUCUUGGAUUGAAAUGUACUAAAAUUCAAUGUGACAUUAAAAUGCAAAUUUUCUAUUUAUUUGAGUAUCAGAUUGCUUCCUGAUAUAGCCUAUUUUUGGUGUUUCUAUAUAUUUUUAAAUACUGCUUAAAACAGCCACAAAUUUGUGGCCUAUUGGCUAUGCUCAGUGUAUCUGGAGAUUGUUGUAAUAUCAUGCACUGUUUCCAUCUGCAUUUAAGAAACAUCUACAUAUGGAAGUCUGCUUAAAACAGGUAUCUUCUAGCUUCAUAUUGGCUACAGAGGAUGGAAGAAAUUACAAGACCAAAAAUAACACAUUUGUCUGGAGAAUACUUUCCCUGUCUGAUAUAUCUCGUAUUGAAAAUGGACAUCAGGUAUCUAAAAACAGACUUCAUUACAAAUGCUGUAUAACACUUCUGCGAAAUGCAUAGAUUUCAUUUUUAAUUGGAUGAAAACCUGUUUUAAAAUAUGCUACCUAAUUAUAUGCUCAUGAUGGAAAACUGAACAGCUUUUUUUUUAGAAGGCAGGUAUUUAUGCACACUCCUAAACCAGUAAAGCUUACACAAAGGUUUUCUAUCUUUGUUUACAGCAUGAUCCAAUUAAUUACCUUAAACUGUUAAGUUACAGCAUAGCAAGAGAAAGAGUCUAGACUUGUACUGGGUAUAGAAAUGUACACACAAAGUAGUUUACUGUUUGAAUUGUAAUAGCAAUACCCCUAUGUUCUGUUCUUCAGUGCUGUCUUAUAAAGGGGUAUAGAAUUAACUGAAGUUCUUGAAGUUGCUGCUACUUUACAGUACUAAACUCUGUAGUAGAAGAAUGGGAUUUGUUCUACCACAGUCUUCCUGGAGAGUUGCCCUCUUAAUUGUCUUCGUAGGUCAGCUGUUGAACUGUGUUGUUCUUUAAAAGAAGGCUUAUAAAAGCUGUAUAUGAGCUAAUAACGGAUGCUGAGUCACUGUCAAGUCAGUCUGUCAGUCUUAACUAAGAUCUAAAUACAUACCUUGUUUGAAGAAUUUCUUCAACAUAUUUAAGAACAUGCUAAAAAUAAAAGACAGUGAAUGGACAGUUAGGAGAACUGUUAAUGGGCAACAACAGUGCAAAUAACUUUUCUAGCUGUUAGAAUAUUGCGUAUGACCAGAAUCAGCACUGGCAAAAAGUCAGAAUGCUAUUUUUCUUACCUGAAAUAAAAAGCUAGUUUUAAAUAUAUUCCUAAUAAAGAGCUAUUUUACUGUGAAGUACUCUA
Molecule: messenger RNA, 2883 nt
Organism: Pygoscelis adeliae (Adelie penguin)
Lineage: Eukaryota; Metazoa; Chordata; Aves; Sphenisciformes; Spheniscidae
Gene: CAPZA2
Product: capping protein (actin filament) muscle Z-line, alpha 2
Exons: 9
Coding region: 1-867 (288 amino acids)
Biological process (GO): actin cytoskeleton organization; barbed-end actin filament capping
Cellular component (GO): actin cortical patch; F-actin capping protein complex
Molecular function (GO): actin filament binding
Source: RefSeq, a predicted model, not a curated record